Molecule: messenger RNA, 468 nt
Organism: Metopolophium dirhodum (rose-grain aphid)
Lineage: Eukaryota; Metazoa; Arthropoda; Insecta; Hemiptera; Aphididae
Exons: 2
Coding region: 1-468 (155 amino acids)
Source: RefSeq, a predicted model, not a curated record
AUGAGGAAAGGACAAUUUGUUGUAUAUUUGUUUCUUUUACAUACAUUUUUAACAAUAAUUAAUAUUUUAACAUGCAAAUUGCAAGAAAAAUCUUCAACUCUUGGAAAUUCAGCAAUUAUUAUUAAAUCUACAAUCAAGUCCUUAGAGGAUUAUAAAACCGUUGAAUGUUUUGCUGAAAUUUGGUUGGAUAUAAAUAAAUUUGCAACAGUUAAUAAUAUAUCUAUUGCAAAUCCAUUCCAAGGAAAUAAAAGAAAAAGGAAAGAACCAAAUGAUCUUAAAAAUUUCAUUGUCUAUGCUAGCACUAGUGCACAUUACACAGAACCUACACAAAGUAACGUACAGACAAGUGAAGAUUUCUACAGAAUAAAUGCGUACUAUGUGAUUCUUAACACACCAGUUACAAAGUUAAAAGAAAGAUUUUCGAAUGUUUACAAAUGGGCAUAUCUGUUGAUAAUUUUUUUCAACUAA